Molecule: messenger RNA, 5204 nt
Organism: Miniopterus natalensis
Lineage: Eukaryota; Metazoa; Chordata; Mammalia; Chiroptera; Miniopteridae
Source: RefSeq, a predicted model, not a curated record
GGUGACAUGGAGAACAUGCUUGAGCAGAGGCCUGGGCAGGAGAACGGACAACAGGCAUGCCGUGGUGGCGGAGCGAGUCCAGCCCCUUGAGGGGCCUGAGGAAAGUAAGGGAAGACCAUUUCCUGAGCAGAAAGCCUACGUGUAUUAAAAGGUUCGUGUUUGGAGCACAAUAAAUGAAAGGAGGCUCUUAACCAUACACCUUCUGAAAAUAUUUUUGGAUUUCAAGAUUAAAAAAAUAAUUUUAGCUGAAUCCAGACAGAAUAAAGUAACAAUAACGACAAUAGCGCUGUCAUCACUGGGCCCCUAGAGGCUCCCUGGCGAGGAACCACUGCUCAGCUGGCAGUGUUUUCUGCAAUGUGGAGGGUGGGGCAGUGUCUGCAGAUUUUCAACAAGAAAUUCCUAUGAGCUAAGACUUUUAUACCCAGCCAAGGUGUGACUUGUGUGAAGGCUCCAGAGCCACCUGAGGUUUGCAAGGGUUUGUAAAACAUACCAUCUGCAUUGUUUUUAAGAAAAUGGUGUUUGUUCUGACCAAGAGAUGAAUAAAAAUUCUGAACCGGAGAAAUACGUCACUGUUUUGUAGGGAAAUAAUCAGACACAGAAUCAUAAUAAUAAAGAUACUAACCACAGUUACAGACCCGUGUACUUGGAGACCACCUAAGCAGCAGCUUUGGGAGGACCCCUUCCAUGGUCCUGCCCUGAGCCAGCCGACACCUGCCGCAGACUCCCGACGCUGACGUGGCCGCGGCCCUCCCGCUGCUGCCGUGGGUGUGUGGGCGGGACUCUGCCGCUCCGUGCCGCGUUGUGUCCGUGGACGUUUGGAGCCACUGAGUCGAGGAGAGGAGCAGACGCUGCCAGCGAUGAGCUCCCAAAGCCACCCAGAUGCACUUUCUGGCCGAGACCAGCCCGUGGAGCUGCUAAACCCUGCGCGUGUGAACCACGUGCCCAGCACUGUGGACGUGGCCUCUGCGCUGCCUUUGCAGGUGGCUCCCUCAGCAGUGCCCAUGGACCUGCGCCUGGACCACCAGUUUCCGCUGCCCGUGGCAGAGCCUGCCCUCCGGGAGCAGCAGCUGCAGCAGGAGCUGCUGGCCCUCAAGCAGAAGCAGCAGCUGCAGAGGCAGAUCCUCAUCGCCGAGUUUCAGAGGCAGCACGAGCAACUCUCGCGGCAGCAUGAGGCCCAGCUGCACGAGCACAUCAAGCACCAGCAGGAGCUGCUGGCCAUGAAGCACCAGCAGGAGCUGCUUGAGCACCAGCGGAAGCUGGAGAGGCACCGCCAGGAGCAGGAGCUGGAGAAGCAGCACCGGGAACAGAAGCUGCAGCAACUCAAAAACAAGGAGAAAGGAAAAGAGAGUGCCGUGGCCAGCACGGAAGUGAAGAUGAAGUUGCAGGAGUUUGUCCUCAAUAAGAAGAAGGCGCUGGCCCACCGGAGCCUGAACCACUGCAUCUCCAGUGACCCUCGCUACUGGUACGGGAAAACGCAGCACAGCUCCCUGGACCAGAGCUCCCCGCCCCAGAGUGGCGUGUCCGCCUCCUAUAACCACCCAGUCCUGGGCAUGUACGACGCCAAAGAUGACUUCCCUCUCAGAAAAACAGCUUCGGAACCCAAUCUGAAGUUACGGUCCCGGCUAAAGCAGAAAGUGGCCGAGAGACGGAGCAGCCCCCUGCUGCGCAGGAAAGACGGGCCCGUGGUCACUGCUCUAAAAAAGCGUCCCUUGGAUGUCACAGACUCUGCGUGCAGCAGCGCCCCCGGCUCCGCACCCAGCUCGCCCAACAACAGCUCCGGGAGCGUCGGUACAGAGAAUGGGAUCCCACCCGCCGUCCCCAGCGUCUCAGCCGAGACCAGCUUGGCGCACAGACUGGUGACUCGAGAAGGCUCCGUGGCGCCACUCCCUCUCUACACAUCACCAUCCUUGCCCAACAUCACACUGGGACUUCCUGCCACUGGCCCUUCCUCAGGGGCGGCAGGCCAGCAAGAAGCCGAGAGACUGGCUCUCCCAGCUCUGCAGCAGCGGCUCUCCCUCUUUCCCGGCACCCACCUCACGCCCUACCUGAGCUCGGCGCCCCUGGAGCGGGACGGCGGGGCGGCUCACAACCCUCUCCUGCAGCACAUGGUCUUACUGGAGCAGCCGCCCGCACAGACGCCCCUCGUCACAGGCCUGGGCGCACUGCCCCUGCACGCACAGUCUCUGGUCGGCGGGGACCGGGUGUCCCCCUCUGUCCACAAGCUGCGGCAGCACCGCCCGCUGGGGCGCACGCAGUCGGCCCCGCUGCCCCAGAACGCCCAGGCCUUGCAGCACCUGGUCAUCCAGCAGCAGCACCAGCAGUUCCUGGAGAAACACAAGCAGCAGUUCCAGCAGCAGCAGCUGCACCUGAACAAGAUUAUCCCCAAACCCAGCGAGCCAGCCCGGCAGCCCGAGAGCCACCCCGAGGAGACGGAGGAGGAGCUCCGCGAGCACCAGGCCCUCCUGGAGGAUCCCUACCUGGACCGGCUCUCUGGGCAGAAGGAGGCGCGUGAGCUGGCGGGAGUGCAGGUGAAGCAGGAGCCUGUGGACAGUGACGAGGAGGCGGAGCCACCGAGGGAGGUGGAACCCGGCCAGCGCCAGCCCACGGAGCAGGAGCUGCUCUUCAGACAGCAAGCGCUCCUGCUGGAGCAACAGCGGAUCCACCAGCUAAGGAACUACCAGGCCUCCAUGGAGGCCGCUGGCAUCCCCGUGUCCUUCGGCAGCCACCGGCCUCUGUCCCGGGCACAGUCCUCCCCUGCGUCCGCCACCUUCCCUAUGUCUGUGCAGGAGCCCCCCAGCAAACCAAGGUUCACCACAGGCCUCGUGUAUGACACGCUGAUGCUGAAGCACCAGUGUGCCUGCGGGAACAGCAACAGCCACCCUGAGCAUGCCGGCAGGAUCCAGAGCAUCUGGUCCCGGCUGCAGGAGACCGGCCUCCGGGGCAAAUGCGAGUGUAUCCGCGGACGGAAGGCCACCCUGGAGGAGCUACAGACCGUGCAUUCGGAGGCGCACACCCUGCUCUAUGGCACAAACCCCCUCAACAGGCAGAAACUGGACAGUAAGAAACGCCUAGGCUCGCUGACGUCCAUGUUUGUCAGGCUGCCCUGUGGCGGUGUUGGGGUGGACAGCGACACCAUAUGGAACGAGGUGCACUCGUCUGGGGCUGCCCGCCUGGCUGUGGGCUGCGUGGUGGAGCUGGUCUUCAAGGUCGCCACCGGGGAGCUGAAGAACGGUUUUGCUGUGGUCCGACCUCCAGGACAUCACGCGGAGGAGAGCACGCCCAUGGGCUUCUGCUACUUCAAUUCUGUGGCCGUGGCAGCCAAGCUUCUCCAGCAAAGACUGCAUGUGAGCAAGACACUCAUCGUGGACUGGGAUGUGCACCACGGAAACGGGACCCAGCAGGCCUUCUACAGCGACCCCAGCGUCCUCUACGUCUCGUUGCACCGCUACGAUGACGGCAACUUCUUCCCUGGCAGCGGGGCACCUGACGAGGUGGGCACAGGGCCGGGCGUGGGCUUCAACGUCAACAUGGCUUUUACUGGUGGCCUCGACCCCCCCAUGGGAGAUGCAGAGUACUUGGCAGCCUUCAGAAUGGUGGUCAUGCCAAUCGCGAAUGAGUUUGCCCCGGACAUGGUGCUGGUGUCAGCCGGCUUCGACGCCGUGGAGGGCCACCCCACACCUCUGGGCGGCUACAACCUCUCUGCCAAAUGUUUCGGGUACCUGACGAAGCAGCUGAUGGGCUUGGCUGGUGGCCGGAUCGUCCUGGCCCUGGAGGGGGGCCACGACCUCACAGCCAUUUGUGACGCCUCAGAAGCAUGUGUUUCUGCUUUGCUGGGAAAUGAGCCCGAUCCUCUCCCAGAAAAGGUUUUACAGCAGCGGCCCAAUGCCAAUGCCGUCCGGUCCAUGGAGAAGGUCAUUGAGAUCCACAGCCAGUACUGGCGCUCCCUGCAGCGCCUGCCGUGCACCGUGGCCUACUCCCUGGUCGAGGCCCAGAAGCGCGAGAAUGAGGAAGCCGAGACUGUCACCGCCAUGGCCUCGCUGUCCGUGGGCGUGAAUCCCGCCGAGAAGAGGCCCGAGGAGGAGCCCAUGGAAGAGGAGCCACCCCUGUAGCCUCGCCCGUGGCUGCGACUCGUGUUUGUCUGUCUGUCUUGAAGCUCUGCCAAGAAAAGUUGCUGUUUCUCUGCAUCCUGCCAGGCGUUCUCGCAGAGUCCGCAGGCACCGGGGGCCCAGACCCCGGGUCUCACCGGGCAGGGCAGCCUUACCUGACCCGAGACAGACGCCGGGAUGAGCAGAUGCCGACACGCAGGGCACCGGGCCGCCCACGGCCCCGAGAGGGGCGCCGCCAGGGGAGGAAGCCCGCGCAGCUCGCGGCAGAGCCGCCUGACCUCGUUGAUGCGAGGGAAAGAAAAUGAAAAUCAAAGACUAACAACAGACACGCGAUCAGACCGGUGCUCAAAGUCUGAGGGUGGGUUACCCACAGCUCGUCUCCACGCAAACCACUCACCUCGCAGCUUGCUUUUAAGAGGACGUUUUCCACGGCUCUGGCCUGCCUCUGACCGAGGGGAGUCCGUGGGGUUGCAGCCGGGUGAGGGACAGAGUGGACAGAAGCGGGCGUGAGCCUGCAGGAGCCGGCGUUGCUGCCUCGAAGCCAUCGGAAGAUGCGAGUUUGUGCCUUUUUUUUACUGCACUGGAGGGUUUUUGUGGCUGGGUUUUCUGAAGUCUGAGGAACAUUGCCUUAAGAAAAAACAAACAGCAGGAAGGGACAGGACAGUGUCCUGGGCUGGUGGGCCGGCAGUGCCCGCGGGGCUGGGGCCCGUGCCACCGCGGCUCCGGACCUGCCGCCCGCGUUGGCUUUAUUGCUGUGUAAGGAGCGUGGACGUAGUUCCCAGAAAGUGGCAGAUACUGUUGGGGUUUUGAAGUCCAACAAAUUUUAAAUGAAUCCAAAGUGUUCUUUUCUCGUACGUCACACACCUUUGAGCAUCUCCAUCGGUUGAAGCAUGACCUCGGCCACCUCAGUGUUACGGUUGGAAUGCUUUUCAUUAAAAGCAAGUAGCAUGAAGUAUUGCUUAAAUUUUAGGUAUAAAUAAAUAUAUAUAUGUAUAAUAUAUAUUCCAAUGUAUCCCGAGCUAAGAAACUUGAUUCUUACGAAAUCUUGAUAAAAUAUUUAUAAUGCAUUUAUAGAAGAAAUAUAUAUAUAUAUAUAUA